Messenger RNA from Solanum dulcamara, 1298 nucleotides. Its product is annotated as F-box/FBD/LRR-repeat protein At1g13570-like. The transcript is spliced from 4 exons. The record is from RefSeq and is a predicted model, not a curated record. Bases 1 to 1080 code for a protein of 359 amino acids. Lineage: Eukaryota; Viridiplantae; Streptophyta; Magnoliopsida; Solanales; Solanaceae.
AUGUCGCUAUUUGAGAGUAACUCCAGCAAAGGGAUAGAGAGGACAGGGAGGUUCAAAGUGACCAAUUACCAAGUUUACCUCGAUAUUCCUAAUAUAAGAACAUGUCCUAAUAUUGACCACUUGAUAUAUUUCCUUGAUAGGAAUGGCAUUCAACAUCUUGUUCUAAAACUUCCGUUUGGUCACCGAUACAAACUGCCUUCUUCAUUUUUCAUAAGUUCAGGUUUGAGGCAUUUGACUCUCGCAAGAUCUCUAAUACAUCCUCCACCAGUCUUUAAGGGAUUUGAUAGGUUAAUUAGCCUAGAACUAAGACGAGUCACAAUUUCUUCUGAAUCACUUGGAAGUUUGAUCUCCCAUUGCCCGUUACUUGAGAAUUUGGUGCUGAAGAAUCUAGACAAUCCAAACCCCAUGGAAAUUAAUGCUCCCAAGCUAAGAUCAUUUGUCUUCAGUGGCACUAUACAUUGUAUACAUCUAAAAAACGUCCCUCUUCUUUCCAAUGCUUCAUAUAUACCUACAGAAUUUUUUGUAGAGGAGGGACAUGAUCUUGCCAAGAUUUUUGAGUCUAUUUCUGCUCUCGAGAAUCUCUGCUGGAAACAGGACAUACUCCAGAUGGUGCAUGUUGGACCAGCUAAAGCUAUGCCUACAAGGCUUCCCUCUGCUCUUAAUUGUCUUAAACGCCUCUACAUAUCUUGGAUUACUCUGGGAGAAUUCUUUGAGUUUUCUUUUGUUCUUUGCUUGAUAAGAAGCUCUCCAAAUGUAGAAGAAAUUGAAAUUAAGGUGUGUGGUGAUCCUGAUGUGGACCAUCAUUGUGAACCUGUGCCCCGGGAUGUUCUUGAUGAGAUACCUUCAAGCUUCUCGAAUAUGACUUUCAAUCACCUGAGGACAGUAAAGUUUUAUGAUGUAAUAGGAGCAGAGGCUGAAAUGCAGUUUAUCAAGGUUUUAUUGGCCAAGUCUCCAGCACUGGUGAGAAUGGUAAUCAAGCCCUGUGAAAUUGGAGAUAAAGAAUCUCUCAAAGCACUCGCUGAGAUAACAAAAUUUCAGCGGGCAUCAUCUAAAGCUGAAGUUGAGUAUUGUGUAGAUUAGUAUCCACAUCUCAAUCCUUCUUGAUCAUAAUGAGUCUUUCAAGUUAAAACAUUUUGAAAGUGUUAAUAGAAAGAAUGUUUGAUGCUGUAAUAAGGCUGUGUUUUGCCUUUGUCAUAAGGUACUAUGAAGACUCAUCAGUUUGGGAACUUAAGUGAAUGUUUUACAAAAUGCUGUUGCCUUUUUGGAUUGGCUUAAUAUAUUUUCAACUUGGCAGCAAA